AGAAAGGGCGUGGCUUAAGUCACGUUACCUAAUUUGCAUACUUAUCGGAACGUACCCAGAAAGGAAACGCAUGCGCGACGUCAUUUCUGGCAGAAGACAGUUUUGGGAGAAUGACUCGAGGUACCUGUCAAGAAUCAAGAGUGGUGAUGGAUGCCAGCGGAGAAAAACCGACAGUUCAGGGGGUUGCUGGUGCUCCUAACGAAGCAGCACUUCUUACAUUAAUGGAAAGGACUGGAUAUAGUAUGAUUCAAGAAAAUGGACAGAGAAAAUACGGAGGUCCACCGCCAGGAUGGGAAGGUGGUCAGCCCCAAAGAGGAUCUGAAAUAUUUAUCGGUAAAAUUCCAAGAGAUUGUUUCGAAGAUGAACUUGUUCCAGUUUUUGAAAGAAUGGGCAAAGUUUACGAAUUCAGAUUAAUGAUGGAUUUUAGCGGUUCAAACAGAGGAUAUGCAUUCUGUAUGUACACAAACAGACAAGACGCUCAACGAGCAAUAAAGGAAUUAAAUAAUUUUGAAGUACGGAAAGGUCGUCUGCUUGGAGUUUGCGCAAGUGUUGACAAUUGUCGCUUAUUUGUUGGAGGUAUUCCCAAAAAUAAACAAAGAGAUGAAAUUAAACAAGAAAUGGAAAAGGUUACCGAUGGAGUCAUGAAAGUUAUUGUUUAUCCCAGCGUCUUGGAUAAAACUAAAAAUCGUGGAUUUGCAUUUGUGGAGUACAGUUCGCAUCGAGACGCGGCGAUGGCCCGUAGAAAGUUAAUACCUGGCAGAAUUCAACUUUGGGGACAUCAGAUAGCAGUUGAUUGGGCCGAACCCGAACAAGAUGUUGAUGAGGAUAUCAUGUCAAAUGUGAGAGUUCUGUAUGUUCGUAAUUUAAUGUUAGAUACAUCAGAAGAAACUGUGAAAGAGAUGUUUGAACGAGCAUCGGGUACACCAAAUUCUAUUGAAAGAGUGAAGAAAAUCAAGGAUUAUUGUUUCAUCCAUUUUAAGAACCGGGAAAGUGCAGCAGAGGCAAUGUCAAAUCUAAAUGGUACUUCUGUCGAAGGUUCUUAUGUUGAAGUUGUUUGGGCUAAACCACCAGAUAAAAGUGAUCCACGUAGAUUAAUGAAAGGUGUUUACCAACAAGUAGGCUAUGGUUACAGUGCAUAUGAGACACCAUUUGUACCACCGUUCAUAUAUGGUCAGGUUGCACCAGGAAGGGGUUACGAUAGAGGUCCUUUAGUAGCAAACCCAGCAAUCCGAGGACGUGGUAGAGGUGCUGCUGGGUCAAGGGGAGCUGGGGGAACAAGAGGAUAUAUGCCUUCAAAUGUCCGUGCUGGCUACAGACGAUACCCUGUUGAAGGUCGGCUGAUUGAUAUUUUACCUGGGAUGGAAUUGACCCCAACUAACCCUGUCACAUUAAAACCACAGUCUGUUAAAUCUCCAGUACAGAUAUUAGAAGAUUUAUGUGGUAAAAAUGGUUGGGGUAGUCCUAUAUACCAAUUACAUUCUGCUGUUCAACGAGAUUCACAGUUCUUCUUGUACAAGGUUACCAUUCCAGCAUUAGCUAGUCAAAACCCAGCCCCAUUUCAACCUAAUAAACUUUGUCCAACUGUCGAGGAAGCCAAGAUAUUUGCAGCAGAAUAUGUAUUGACACAGUUGGGAAUUCCUUUUGAAAGUGCUGAUCUAUCUCUGCCAAAUGCUAGCCAUUUCCAGCAAGGUCCGCUUGGACAAACUUUUCAAAACAGCCGUGAAUUAACUUUUGCUCCACCACCCAUUAGCAGUGCUUCUUAUGUUGUUUCUUCUGGAAAAAUUUUGCAAAACGCUGGAGAGUUUAGUGGAGCCUACGAAUUCCCCCCUGGAUUUCCUGGACAUGCUCCUACAACUGCCUCAGUGUAUCAUAACUAUUAAUUUGGCAACCUCGAGUUGUUCCCCAAACUGAUUUCUCUUUCAUCACAGACCAAGACCAGAGUAGCAGGGUUCUACUUGGAUGAAGAAAACAUAUUUAUUUAAGAAUUAUUAAAAUCAGUAUAUUACCUGUACCUAAAACAAUAUCAAUUUAUUUUCAACCAAUUUUCUCUUUAACUGUAUGUAUUGUACCUUUUACUUUUUUUCUGGCAACACAAA
This is a messenger RNA of Patella vulgata (common limpet), 2096 nucleotides long. RefSeq names its product APOBEC1 complementation factor. Lineage: Eukaryota; Metazoa; Mollusca; Gastropoda; Patellidae. Bases 111 to 1880 code for a protein of 589 amino acids. The transcript is spliced from 10 exons. Gene Ontology annotation, cellular component: nucleus. The record is from RefSeq and is a predicted model, not a curated record. Gene Ontology annotation, molecular function: mRNA binding.